This is a messenger RNA of Gossypium raimondii (Peruvian cotton), 2985 nucleotides long. Its product is annotated as putative disease resistance protein At3g14460. Bases 499 to 2367 code for a protein of 622 amino acids. NCBI's taxonomy places the organism in Eukaryota, Viridiplantae, Streptophyta, Magnoliopsida, Malvales, Malvaceae. The record is from RefSeq and is a predicted model, not a curated record. The transcript is spliced from 2 exons.
AAUGAAAAAUAUCAGCUCACUUUCAUUCAAUCUUUCUCUAUUUUUUGUUCUUCACUAGCUAGUUUCAUUUUCUGCAUUGUUUUCUGAGUUUGUUUCUUCAGCAAGGCUCGAGGCUUGCUAUCCAAGCAAGACCAAAACAGUCUGUUGCUGCCUCUUUGCACCAACAAAAGGUUAUCUGAUUUUAUCAUAGCGGAAGGUGAUGAUUGUCAUAUUAGAUAUUUGAAAUAUUUGUCAAACCUCGAAGGUGAUUUCCAUCUUUCUGGGUUGGAGAAUGUUAAUGGUGAAGAUGCAGGGGAAGCCAAGUUAAAUGAGAAGCAGGGGAUUCAUCGAUUGGUAUUGCAUUGGAGUGAAAAGUUUGAAAAGGCUUCAAGGAAUAAAGAAGUUGAAGAAUGGGUGUUGGACUCUCUUCGACCUCCAAAAAAGCUUGAGCAACUCGUCAUUCAGAAUUAUGGUGGUGCAAAAUUCUCUACUUGGAUUGCAGAUCCUUCCUUCAAGAAUAUGUUGUCAUUGGAGCUUCACGACUGUAAAAAUUGCAAAUCUCUACCAUCGAUUGGAAGGUUGUUGUUGUUAAAAGAUCUUUCAAUUAGUGGUUUGGAUCAAGUACACAAGAUUGGUGCUGAGUUGUUUGGAGAAAAUCAAUCAAAUGCUUUUGCAUCAUUAGAGUCUCUGCGUUUUGGCAAUAUGCUGAAUUGGGAGGAGUGGGACCUAUGUGAAGAUGAUGAGCAAGUAUCGAAAUUCCCCAGCCUUCGUUUUCUUUCAAUCAGAAAAUGUCCUUUAUUGCUGGGAAGGUUGCCAACCAUCCUUCAAUCCUUGCAGACACUUGAAAUCUAUGAGUGUAAGAGACUGGUAGUUUCAAUUUCAAGUUUUCCCUUGCUGUGUGAAUUAAGGGUUGAAGGGUGUGAAGAAUUGGUGGAUGAAGGUUCUUUGUCUGUACAGAAGGUUACCUCCUUGAAAGAUGUGUCUGUUUCAAAUAUUUCAAAUUUUAAUAUUUCAGCAGAGAGGAUAAUGUUGAGAUUUGCAAACUCCGAAACAUUCGACAUCUCUGGUUGGAAGGAGUUGGGAUCUUUAUCGCAAAUUGGGUUAAGAUUAGGCGGGCAUCGUUUUAUUAAGAUUGCGGGUUGUCCCCAGUUGGUCUCUUUGGAAACAGAGGAGGAGAGAUUGCAACUUGACAAGAUUCCAAGUGUUGAAUCUCUGUUUAUAAGAGAUUGUGAAAGGCUCAAUAGACUACCAGAAGCCUUACAUGCUUUCCCAUUGAUUACAAGAAUACAACUUGAAAACUGUCCAGGCUUGGUUUGUUUUGCAGAGAGUAACUUUCCUCCUGCUUUAAAAGAGCUGUGUAUUCUGAAUUGCAUGAAUUUGCAGUAUUUGGUUGAUGAAAAAGAAAAUAAUAAUAAGAGUAUGAGUAGCAACACUUGUCUGCUUGAGUACUUGGCAAUAGGCUACUGUCCAUCUCUAAUAUGGUUAUCAUCAAGGGGCGAUAUAUGCAAUCGGCUUCAAAGUCUCUAUAUUUUCCAUUGUCCAAAGCUAAGUAGCGUAUUUUUAAACGCCAAGUUACCUGUAAUGCUUAAAUAUCUCAAUAUUGAGGUUUGCCCAGUGUUGGAAUGCAUAGCCCAAGACUUCCUUGAAACCACUGAUCUCGAAAGCAUUCGUAUUUCGGAUGCUGGAAAAUUUAAAUCAUUACCGCGGGGAUUAGACAAGCUCAGCCAUCUUCAGGAUAUUAAAUUAUCUACGUGUCCAAAUCUGGUUUCAUUUGAAGAAAGUGGGUUGCCCACCACAAAUCUCAGAGUUCUCUCAAUUGUGGAUUGUGAAAAUUUUAGAGCCCUUCCCAAGUGCAUCAACAACUUCACCUCCGUUCGAGCAUUAUCGGUGUGGAAGUGUUCGGCUGACAUAUCCUUUCCAGAAGAGGGUUUCCCUACCAACCUCACAUCACUUACAAUCUCAAACGCACCCAAAAUUUAUACAUCACUUGUUCAAUGGGGAUUUAACAGACUCACAUCUCUUCAAAAACUCCACAUCAGCGGUGAAGGAUGCUCGCGUGUGGUGUCAUUUCCAGAAGAAGCGAUAGGAAUGAUGCUGCCUCCUUCUCUCACCGAAAUCAGCAUCGGUAGAUUUGAAAAUUUGGAAUUCAUGUGCUCUAAGGGCUUACAACACCUCACCUCUCUUCAACAAUUGGGCAUCUAUUGUUGUCCUAAGCUCGCCUCUCUUCCAGAAAAAGAUAUGCUUCUCUCGCUUGAGCGUCUUGAAAGUCAGCGUUGCCCGUUGCUAGAAGAAGGGUGCAGUAGGGGUAAUGGACUAGAGUGGUCCAAAAUUUCCCACAUACCUUUUGUUCAAAUUGAUUAUAAAACAGUCAUAGGUAUUGAAAUUUAAGCAGCAAAAUCUGGUAUCGAUUUCUCCACACUCAAACCACAGGUAUUGAAGGCUAAAUUGGCGAAAAAUUGUGAACUUCAACUCAUCUGCUUCAGCUUAUUUGAUUUAGUAAAGCGGUUAGUCAAUUCUUUGCAACAUUUAUUCAGCAAAUUGAAUUUUCUAUUUUCAUUUGCAUCUUCUAAUUUCUAAGCUAUUUUGGUAUAUGAGAAUGGGAUUUUAGUUAAAAAUAUUUGACAUUUCGUAGUACUAUUAACUAAUGGUUUUUCAGAAGAACAAGUCUUUUACGUGAUAGUUUGAUUCUUCCAGGAUUAAUGGAGGGAUACAGUAAACGUUACAACAUGGCAUUAGAGAGCUCUAUUUAACACAUGUAAGACGACAGAGUUCCCAAAAUAUUGUUCUGUCCAAUCUCAAAGAUGUCCAUCUUAGUUUUCCGAAUUUCUCAGACCAUGAAUCCAUUCAAAGUUUGUGGAUAGUUAUUGGCAAGGUAUUUUAUUUUUAUGAUGUAAUUCCAUUGUAAUCUUCAAUUUUUAGUAGUGAAUUUCGUUUUUGGUUCUGCCCGUGGAUGUAAGGAAUAUUCCCGAAUCACGUAUAUUAUUGUGUUCACUUUCUCUACUUUCA